AUGGGUGACCACUCGAAAGCACUUGAAUUUUACGAAAAAGAUCUCAAAAUCACGAAAAAAGCUCUGCCUCCGAAUCAUCCCGAUUUGGCUACUUCCUACAGCAACUUCGGUCAAGUGUAUAACAACAUGGGUGACUAUUCGAAAGCACUUGAAUUUUACGAAAAAUCACUUAAAAUAAGAGAAAAAGCUCUGCCUCCAAAUCAUCCCGAUUUGGGUUCUUCCUACAACCACAUCGGUCAAGUGUAUAACAACAUGGGUGACUACUCGAAAGCACUUGAAUUUUACGAAAAAGAUCUCAAAAUCACGAGGAAGGCUCUGCCUCCGAAUCAUUCCGAGUUGGCUAGGUCCUACGACAACAUCGGUGAAUUGUAUCACGACAUGGGUGACUACUCAAAAGCGCUUGAAUUUUACGAAAAAUCACUUAAAAUAAGAGAAAAGGCUCUUGCUCUGAAUCAUCCCGAUUUGGCUAUUUCCUACAACAACAUCGGUCUCAUAUAUAAUAAUAUGGGUAACUACUCGAAAGCACUUGAAUUUUACGAAAAAUCAUAUACAAUAAGAGAAAAAGCUCUGCCUCCGAAUCAUCCUGAUUUGUCUAUUUCCUACAACAACAUUGGUCUGGUGUAUAACAACAUGGGUGACUACUGGAAAGCACUUGAAUUUUACAAAAAAGCACAUAAAAUUAAAGAAGAAGCGCUGCCUCCGAAUCAUCAGGAGUUGGCUAUUCCCUACAACAAUAUCGGUCAACUGUAUUACAACAUGGGUGACUACUCGAAAGCACUUGAAUUUUUCGAAAAAUCGCAUCAAAUAAGAGAAAAAGCUCUGUCUUCGAAGCACUCCGAUUUGGCUAUGUCCUAUAACAACAUCAGUGCAGUGUAUAACGCCAUGGGUGACUACUCUAAAGCACUUGAAUUUUACGACAAAGCAUAUAAAAUAAAAGAAAAAGCUCUGCCUCCGAAUUAUCCCGAUUUGGCUAUGGCCUACAACAACAUUGGUGCAGUGUAUUUCAACAUGGGUGACUACUCGAAAGCACUUGAAUAUUCUAAAAGGGACUUUGAAAUUACAAAACAAGUUCUGCCUGAGAGUCAUCCAGAUUUGGCUUAUCCAUACAACUGGUUCGGAAAGAUUUAUCGCAGUAUGAAAGAUUAUCCCAAAGCACUUGAUAAUUUCGAAAAGUGUCUCUCAAUAUGGGAAAAAGGCUUGCCUCAAAAGAAUCCCUAUCAGGGUAUUACAUACAGUAAUAUUGGUGAUGUUCAUCGAUUAAUGGGUAAUUAUGAAAAGGCACUUGGAUUUCAUCAAAAAGCAUUAAAUAUUCAAGAAAAUGUUCAAUGUAAUCCUCUGGACUGUGCAUUGACAUAUAUAAAUUUAGGUGAAACUUAUCGUGAAAUGAAAGAUUAUUCAACAGCAUUGACAUAUUUCGAGAAAGGAUUGGAAAUACGUGAAAAGAAAUUAUCAGAAAAUCAUCCUGACUUAGCUGUUGUAUAUCAUAAUAUGGCAAAAUUAUAUUUGGCUACACGAAAAUAUAGUAUGGCAAUGAAAAAUAUUCAACAAGCAGUUGAAAUAGCUCAAGAAAAAUUGCCUUCAACUCAUCCUCAUCUUUUGGAAUAUAAAGAAACAGUUGAAAACAUUCGAAAGAAAAUGUAA
This is a messenger RNA of Rotaria sordida, 1641 nucleotides long. NCBI's taxonomy places the organism in Eukaryota, Metazoa, Rotifera, Eurotatoria, Philodinida, Philodinidae. The record is from the annotation of a GenBank genome assembly.